AUGGCGACGCGAGCCGGCCUGCUGCGCCUGCUGCGCCUGGGCCGCCCCCUGCUGCCCGCCCCCCGCUGGGGGCUCCACGCAGGGCUUAUUGUCUCCCCCACACACACACACACACACCAGGGAUCCUUUCAACAGCAGGAAGAGUUCACCUCGCUGGAAGAGAAGCCUCAGUUCCCAGGUGCCUCGGCUGAGUUUGUGGACAGGCUCGAGUUCAUCCAACCCAACGUCAUCUCAGGGAUCCCCAUCUACCGGGUUAUGGACCGACAGGGGCAGAUCAUCAAUCCCAGUGAGGACCCCCAGCUGCCUAAAGAGCAAGUGCUGAAGUUCUACAGGAGUAUGACGCUUCUCAAUACAAUGGACCGGAUCCUGUACGAGUCCCAGAGGCAGGGCCGGAUCUCCUUCUACAUGACCAACUAUGGGGAAGAAGGCACGCACAUUGGCAGUGCAGCUGCCCUCGAUGACACUGACCUGGUGUUCGGCCAGUAUCGGGAAGCAGGCGUCCUGAUGCACAGGGGGUACCCUCUAGACCUGUUCAUGGCACAGUGCUACGGGAACGCCAGUGACCCUGGGAAAGGCCGACAGAUGCCUGUGCAUUACGGCUGCAAAGAUCUGCACUUUGUUACCAUCUCAUCCCCGCUGGCUACACAGAUCCCACAAGCUGUUGGUUCCGCUUAUGCCAUCAAGAGGGAGAACACCAACCGGAUUGUGAUCUGCUACUUCGGGGAAGGUGCUGCCAGCGAGGGCGAUGCCCACGCCGGCUUCAACUUCGCCGCCACCCUCGAGUGCCCCAUCAUCUUCUUCUGCCGCAACAACGGCUACGCCAUCUCCACCCCGACAUCUGAGCAGUACCGGGGCGACGGGAUUGCUGCACGGGGUCCGGGUUACGGCAUCCACUCGAUCCGGGUGGAUGGCAAUGAUGUUUUUGCAGUGUACAAUGCUACCAAGGAAGCCCGGCGUCGUGCAGUUGCCGAGAACCAGCCAUUUCUCAUUGAGGCCAUGACCUACAGGAUUGGACACCACAGCACGAGUGAUGACAGCUCUGCCUACCGUUCGGUGGACGAGGUCAACUACUGGGACAAACAGGAUCACCCAAUCUCUCGGCUCCGUCACUAUAUGGUGGGCCAAGGCUGGUGGGACGAGGAUCAGGAGAAAAACUGGCGCAAGAAAUCCCGCAAGAGGGUGAUGGAAGCCUUUGAGGAGGCUGAGCGCAAAUUGAAGCCCCAGCCCCAGCUCCUGUUCUCAGACGUUUACUGCGAAACGCCUUGGCAUAUCCAGAAGCAGCAGGAAUCCCUGGAGCAUCACCUCAAGCAAUACGGCGAACAUUAUCCCCUGGGACAGUUUGAGAAGUGAAUCCCCCCUUAUCCCCC
Molecule: messenger RNA, 1367 nt
Organism: Euleptes europaea (tarantolino)
Lineage: Eukaryota; Metazoa; Chordata; Lepidosauria; Squamata; Sphaerodactylidae
Gene: BCKDHA
Product: branched chain keto acid dehydrogenase E1 subunit alpha
Exons: 9
Coding region: 1-1350 (449 amino acids)
Biological process (GO): branched-chain amino acid catabolic process
Molecular function (GO): oxidoreductase activity, acting on the aldehyde or oxo group of donors, disulfide as acceptor
Source: RefSeq, a predicted model, not a curated record